AUGGAUGUGAGAGGGAAACAAAAGAAGUCAGACGAAAGAAGAAGUCGGAUAAACGAUUUACCAGAUCCGUUGCUGUGUCACAUACUCUCCUAUCUCUCGACGAAAGAUUCAGUUCGAAGCAGCGUUUUAUCCAACCGGUGGAGGAGAAUCUGGUCACAGGUUCCUGCUUUAGACUUGAACUCCACUCAAUUCGAUGGCGACUUUGAUUUUGUGGAAUUUAUGGAUAGGUUUCUAGGUUCAGAUGAAAAGCUAGACCUAAAGAGAUUGAAAUUGGUUUGUUCGUUUGAGGAUUUUGAGGAAUUUCAGUCAGAUGAUGAUAGUCUGUUCGAGUCAUGGAUUGAUGAUGUUGUACGUCGUGGAAUUCGUCAUCUACAUGUCGAGAUUAUGUCGGAUGAUAAUGAGCUCCUCUGUAUGCCUCUCUCGCUUUAUUCAUGCAGGACAUUAGUCAACUUAACUCUCUAUCAUGUAAUCUUGGGUUAUCUCGAACCAGGAUCUGUUGUUUCGCUGCCCUGUCUCAAGACAAUGCAUUUAGAGAUGGUUAGGUGUGAUGGCUCGUUGAUCUUGCAGAUGCUCAUACCUAGCUGUCCGGUGCUAGAAAAGUUGUCUAUAAUCAGGGACCCAUAUGACCUCUCUGAUCUUACCUGUGUGCGAUCACAAUCCCUGAAGAUAUUGACUUUGGAGAUAAAACGUUUUGAAGAUGAAGUUAUCGAUGACCAUGCUGUUGAGAUUGAUGCUCCGGGGCUUGAGCAUAUGAGUCUUCGUGAUCACUUGUCUAAGAGCUUCGUCUUGAGAAUUGGUCCAUCUGCUGUGGUGAAAGUUGAUGUUAGUUUUGAUAUGGAGCGUGGUUAUUUACUGGACCUAGAUGAGGAUCAUGAUGAUGGUUCUUCCGAGAGAACUGUGGUCGGUAAUUUCCUCACGGCGUUAUCUGAAGUUAGUGGCAUGGACGUCUCUUAUGCUACUCUUAAGGUCAUUGAUGAUUACUCAAAACUGGAACCGUUACCUCAAUUUAGUAACUUGUCUUGGUUACAUGCUUCGUUCCAUGGAUCAUCUUUGGAAUUUCUGCCAACGUUUCUUGGUUGUUGUCCGAGUCUACACUCACUUGUCUUGGAAUUUGACUCCUUCAUAGAGAUAAAGCCUAGCCAACUCUCAUAUGUGCCUCAAUGUUUUGCAUCAUCUCUCAAGUUUGUUAAGCUUCAUACACAGUUUACAAGAUGGACAGCAAGCCGGAUGACAUUAGCAACAUACUUUUUGGAGCAUUGUGCUGUCCUCAAGGAGUUGGUUUUAGAUGAGAGUUUUGGUAACAUCGUCAGGAAAGUAAGAAAUAUUCCAAGAAAGUCUGUAGGGUGUAAGAUUGUCAUCAACUGA
Molecule: messenger RNA, 1365 nt
Organism: Microthlaspi erraticum
Lineage: Eukaryota; Viridiplantae; Streptophyta; Magnoliopsida; Brassicales; Brassicaceae
Source: the annotation of a GenBank genome assembly